Molecule: messenger RNA, 1880 nt
Organism: Sphaeramia orbicularis (orbiculate cardinalfish)
Lineage: Eukaryota; Metazoa; Chordata; Actinopteri; Kurtiformes; Apogonidae
Gene: bora
Product: bora aurora kinase A activator
Exons: 12
Coding region: 128-1762 (544 amino acids)
Biological process (GO): regulation of mitotic nuclear division; regulation of mitotic spindle organization; activation of protein kinase activity
Cellular component (GO): cytoplasm; nucleus
Molecular function (GO): protein kinase binding
Source: RefSeq, a predicted model, not a curated record
GUCGAUUCGCCUCAUGGACGAAAUUGAAAUAAACGUUUGAACUUAUCGCACUGCUUGUUUGGACAUCCUUCAAUGAACUGUCUUUUUACUUCUAUUUCCGACGUCCUGGCUCAUUCAUAGCUGUAAGAUGGGGGAUCACGUUGAGGUACAGAUCACUCCUCAGACUCCGGGCAAACCCUCUAUAAGAAACCCAUUUGAGAGUCCAAAUGACUACCACCACCUCCGUGAACCCCUGGUGCCCAGUCCAUCUGUCUUCAAGUCCAAACCUUGUAAAGAUACUCCUCCUAAGUUUAACUGGUCUAUUGAUGAAAUGGCCAGUCUUCUCCCUGUGCACAUUGGCUCAGAAGAAAUACAGCAGCAGUCUCUCUACCUCAGCCAGACAAGGAUGGAUGUGGAAAUUGAAGAAAAGCGCCAGAAUGCCAUUGAACAGUUUUUCACUAAAGGAGCCAUUGUGCCUUCCCCCUGGGCUGCACCAGACACCCGUAAAAUGUAUAUGUAUAACAAAUAUUCUGUGUCUCCGGUGAUUUGUGAGGAAUCCGAGAAACUGUCAGUUGCUUGUCAGACAACAUUGUCAUUACCUUUGACGUUUGAUUUGGAGAAAAUACUAGGGGAAUAUUACCGAAAUGAAGAACCAUCUGAUGCUGUCCAGGAGAGCCUCAGUUCCUCCUCUUUGAGACGAAAACUUUUCCUUGAUGGUCAAGGCAGUUAUAGCGGUUCUGACAGCUCUAACCCUCCAAGCCCGGAGAGAAGGCUUUCCAGGCAGCAGAGCCAACUGCGGAAUGGAGGAGAGGGAGCUGUAGAGGAAGUGAGGGGUUCUGAGCAAGAGGCUCUCUCAUCCAUUUUUGCCUCCCCUUUGUCCUGCAGUGUUUCAGCUCCAACUCCAUCUACAGGGCAGUUCUCAUCCAGCCCCAUCCAGCAUGGGUGUUUCCGGGACUACAGCCUCGGCAGCAUCAGCAGUCCUCUGUUCCCUGACAGGUCCUCUCCUGCUGGUCUUGUCUCGCCAACUAUUUCACCUAUUGUUGCACAUACAGCACGCACACCUAUAGGCUCAGUUGAGGGUAAACAGUCAAGCAAUCUGACUCCUCAUAGUGUUCCUCUGGAUAUAGAUGUCACUUCCUGCACUGACAGCCCAGUUGUUGAGGGUUGCUCUCCUAUUCGCAGCUGUUCCCCACAGCAGUUCCACUGCCACAAUGAGUUCAAACACAAUAGCAGAUCUAAACCCAGGACGAGAGUUCGGUGCUGGGCCUCACCCCCACCGAUCUCCCCCAUCCUCAACCCUAAACUCCAUGACAGUGAGGAGCCUGAAGAACUCCCUUCCUCCUCCUCUCUCCCAUUUAUGGAACUGGACCCAUCCUCUCCCCGGGAUCGGGAUGCUCACCUUGAUACUAGGAAAGUGAAUUUGGAUUUGUUGAAAUCUGUGAAAAUGGAGGAUUGCAAGGACAUGGGUAUGGAGGAGGAGGAGGAGGAGGAGGAAUCUGGAGCGCCUUCUGGACGCCUGACCAGCUCUCGAAUGGGGAAUGUGUCAGCAACAGAGAGCUCGCAAAUGUUUGUAUCUCUUCUGGCCGAGGGAAGCAGCAUACGCUAUGACUCUAGCAUGCAGGUGGAUAGUGGCUACAACACUACCUCAGCAGGAACCGGUAGUCUCAUAGAUGGCCUCAGCUCAGACUGUCACGGAAAAGAGUCCUUCACUUCAAAUCUGGCUGAGGAAGCUUUACAACAAACAAGACACACUAAAGUGAAGGUAUUUUACCCUCACCACUGAGCCACAUGAUGCAUUAAAAGGGACGUCACUUCCAGUGGAAGCUCACAAUGAAAUUUUUGCAUUCAAAUACAACAAAGUUUACAUGAUGUUCGAAGCUUUUAUGUCAGCUUAAUGUUGU